AUGAAAAAAUGUGUUUUUCCUACACUGUUUGAGUGGAACCACUACCAGGAGCAGCCGCCGAGGUUGAGUGUUUGGGAACAUCAAGAGAGACCGCUGACCCCAGAUCCUAAUUUGGACGCAGAACAGGAAGAUAUAGACUUUGAUGUGGAGAGGACUGGGCAUGAUUAUUGUUCUGUUCCCGAAGCUGCAGCUGUGGACAUGGUUCUACAUGAAAACGAGGAGUUAAAAAGGGAGAUAGAAGAUGUACGGAAGCAGUUGGAGCAAACAAAGAUGAUACACCGCUUUGGUCUCAAUAGAUUUGCUGGGUCCAAUGAGGACAUUCGUUUUUAUACAAGAUUUGCAACAUACAACCACCUGAUGGCCUUCUGGGAACUGAUUGAACCGGCAACUCACAGGAUGAUUCGUGUCACCAACUCCAAAGUCUUCAAGGAGCCUGGAAACACUCGGGCACUUCCUGCAAUAGACGAGUUCUUCCUGUUCUUGAUGCAUCUUGCUUUAGGCCUCAAGCAAAUGGACCUUGGUCAUCGGUUUCAAGUACAUCAGACCACUGUAAACCGCAUCAUAACAACCUGGGCCAACUUCCUAUACUUUGUCCUGGGGUCAGUGUGCAUUUGGAUGCCAAAAGAGAAAGUACGAGCCCAUCUGCCAGAAGAAUUCCAUCAAUUUCGAGACACACAGGUUAUCCUGGAUUGUACAGAGAUCCGCUGCCAAACACCUUCCUCUUUGCUACUACAAAGUGAGGUCUUUUUAAAUUACAAGUCUCACUGCACCUUUAAAGCUUUAGUAGGAAUGGCACCUCAUGGUGAAAUAACAUUUGUUUCUGCACUGUAG
Molecule: messenger RNA, 831 nt
Organism: Carassius carassius (crucian carp)
Lineage: Eukaryota; Metazoa; Chordata; Actinopteri; Cypriniformes; Cyprinidae
Exons: 2
Coding region: 1-831 (276 amino acids)
Source: RefSeq, a predicted model, not a curated record